Molecule: messenger RNA, 642 nt
Organism: Cajanus cajan (pigeon pea)
Lineage: Eukaryota; Viridiplantae; Streptophyta; Magnoliopsida; Fabales; Fabaceae
Product: retrovirus-related Pol polyprotein from transposon RE1
Source: RefSeq, a predicted model, not a curated record
AUGGAAGCUUCGUUGAAACUACAUGUUGAAUCUGGCACAAAACUCUCUAAUCCAGGUGUAUAUAGAAGGCUUAUAGGGAGGCUCUUGUAUUUAACCAUUUCUAGACCAGAUAUUAGCUACACUAGUCACAAAUUGGGUCAGUUUAUCUUUGAUCCUCAUUCUGGUCACAUGGAUGCUGCUCAUAUGCUAUUAAGAUAUCUUAAACACACUGUUGGUCGAGGAAUUUUAUUCAAGACCAAUUCUGACACUAAACUUCAUGCAUAUUUGGAUGCAGAUUGGGGCUCCUACAUUGAUAGUAGAAGAUCCACCACCGGUUUCUGUGUUUUCCUUGGAAAUUCUCUUGUUUCCUGGAAAGCUAAGCGGCAUAAUACUGUUAGCAAAUCCUCAGCAAAAGUAGAAUACAGAUCUCUAGCAUCUGCUGCUAUCCACAUUGCUUCUAACCACACAUAUCAUGAAAGAACUAAACACCUUGAAAUUGAUCUUCAUUAUGUCAAGGAACAAGUGGACAAAGGUGCUCUCAAGUUAAUCCGUGUCAGAAAGCAUCAUCAGCUAGCUGAUAUCUUCACUAAGUCCUUACCCUGUACUGCGUUUCUUAACAUAUUGUCCAAGCUGGGAGUUGAGAACAUAUUCCUCCCAUCUUGA